Styela clava is the source of this 1603-nucleotide messenger RNA. RefSeq names its product deoxyribonuclease-1-like. The record is from RefSeq and is a predicted model, not a curated record. Gene Ontology annotation, molecular function: DNA binding; deoxyribonuclease I activity. Gene Ontology annotation, cellular component: nucleus. Gene Ontology annotation, biological process: DNA catabolic process. NCBI's taxonomy places the organism in Eukaryota, Metazoa, Chordata, Ascidiacea, Stolidobranchia, Styelidae.
AAAUAUAAUAUAGAUUUUUAAAUCAUAUAUUCAUAACGCAGACCGAAAUUACUGAAAAGUACCACGAUUCUGUAUUUUAGUACUUUUACCUGGGUCAUUAAAAUGCUUUACAAAAUUAUUUUAAUUAUUGGGCUGGUUUCAUUGCCAACCACGAGAUCAGACGAUGCGUCUCAAAAAUUGGAAUCUGAUCUACUCAUCGGUACUUUCAACAUACAAGUGCUCGGAAGAACAAAAAUCGGCAAGAGAGAGGUCGUUGAUGUACUGGUGGAGGUUCUAAAUCGAUAUGACUUGGUUGGAGUUUUAGAAAUUCGCGAUUCUUCUCAGACAGCGUUUGCCGAACUUGUGCAAAGUUUAAACGAAUAUGCCGGAGGAGAUGUCUUUGAAUUUUUCACCGGAAGAAGAACAGGAAGAAGUUCAAGUAAAGAACAAACGGGGUUUAUUUACAGAACGGAGAAGCUAGACGUUGUCAGUAUGUACGAAAGGUUUGAUGAAUAUGACGUACUUGAACGUGAACCGACGAUUGCCAGAUUCAAAAGAGUGCAACCGAUAGGACUCGUACGAGAAUUCACAUUCAUUCCAAUCCACAUAAAGCCUGACGAUGCAGUUGCUGAAAUGAACAGCCUUUUAGAUGUUUGUGAUGAAGCUGAAAGAACUUAUGGCGAGAAUAUCAUUGUUGCUGGAGAUUUGAAUGCAGACUGUUCAUAUGUUCCCAAAUCAAAAUGGGAAGAUUGUCAAUUGAGACAAAGUGAAGAUUACCAAUGGAUGAUCUCGGAUGAAGAAGAUACAACCACAAAGAAAACAAAUUGUGCAUACGACAGAAUUAUUCUCCGAGGAAAAGACAUCAAAGAAAAUUCAUGCUGUGCUAGAGUUUACAGAUUUGAUCAAGAGAUGCAACUGGAUCAGGAACUGGUUGAAGACGUCAGCGAUCAUUUUCCAGUCGAGUUUAUAUUAUCCUAGGCAUCACUAUGAAGACUAAAUAGAACAAAAAGUCAAAGUCAGCAAAAAAUCAACGUCAUUCUUAAGAUUAAUUUCACAAAAAUAACAAGAAAACAAACCAAUUAUAGUUUAGCACUGCCUAUCAUGCUUCUUGAAUACUUAAUUUUACCUCGAAUUUAAGUCGAGUUAUAACGUAUAACAAUUUGACGUAAGUUUUAUCUGAGUAAAAAAUUAUUUUUUUUCAUUUUUACGAAAUCAUCACUUUAUUUGAAUUGACAAACACACUCUAUAAAACACGUUCAACGAUAUUUAACUCACUAUUUUAAACUUUUGAGACGCUUCAAAGUGUUAAUUCAUGACAAGUGACGUGUUGGUAGAUUCGCGGAUACGAUGAUUUCACGAAAACUAUCAUCCAUAACAUCUCUGAUUUUACUUCUAUUGUAAACGUGUUUUUGAUAUUUUAAUACGUUCAUAGUCCUAUUUAGUAGUUUGCUUUUAAUAUGCUAUAUGUUACUAUUAUUUGUGUGUUGCUGACAAACUAUUCCCUACGUGGGCACGGAGAUGCUUGGAGAUAUUGGGAUCAUGCAAAACAGCAAAAUCUUCUUGAAAUUAAAAAAAAAACACGUUAUAAUAUUAUUCAAAACUUUGAAAUAUUGCAUACCGGGAA